AUGAAAACGUUUUUAUUAGGUUUAGUCAGCUUGCUGGCUAUUUAUUCAGCAAAUUGUGAAGUGUACUUCGAAGAGAAGUUCUUAGAUGAUUCCUGGGAAUCGAACUGGGUGUACAGUGAGCAUCCCGGCAAGGAAUUUGGCAAGUUCAAGUUGACCGCUGGAAAGUUCUACAACGAUCCAGAAGAAGAUAAAGGUUUGCAGACAUCUGAAGAUGCCAGGUUCUACGCCUUAUCAACCAAAUUCAAGCCAUUCUCCAACGAAGGCAAACCCCUCAUUAUCCAGUUCUCUGUUAAGCAUGAGCAAGACAUUGACUGUGGUGGUGGCUACUUGAAGGUGUUCGACUGCAAAUUGGACUCUAAGGACAUGCACGGAGAGACCCCAUAUGAAAUUAUGUUCGGUCCGGACAUCUGUGGUCCUGGUACCAAGAAGGUGCACGUAAUCUUCAGCUACAAGGGCAAGAACCAUCUAAUCAAGAAGGACAUUCGUUGCAAGGACGAUGUUUACACCCACUUGUACACCCUGGUUGUAAAACCCGACAAUACAUACGAGGUGCUCAUUGACAAUGAGAAGGUUGAGUCUGGCAGCUUAGAGGAUGACUGGGACUUCCUUCCACCAAAGAAGAUCAAGGACCCAUCAGCCAAGAAACCCGAAGACUGGGACGACAGAGCCACCAUCCCAGACCCAGAAGACAAGAAACCCGAGGACUGGGACAAGCCCGAACACAUCCCCGACCCUGAUGCCACCAAGCCCGAAGACUGGGAUGAUGAGAUGGACGGUGAAUGGGAACCACCAAUGAUCGACAACCCUGAAUACAAGGGUGUUUGGGCACCUAAACAGAUCGACAAUCCAGCAUACAAGGGCCCAUGGGUACACCCAGAGAUCGAUAACCCCGAAUACACAGCUGACCCAAUCCUCUACAAGCGUGACGAGCUUUGCUCAGUGGGUCUCGACUUAUGGCAGGUCAAGUCUGGCACUAUCUUCGACAACUUCCUAUUCACGGAUGACCUAGAAGUGGCCAAGGAGAGAGGAGAAGAGAUCAAGAAGAAGAUUGAGGGAGAGAAGAAGAUGAAGAACGAGCAAGACGAAGCUGAGAGGGAAAAGGAGAAGGCUGAAAAGCCAGAGGAGGAGGAUGACGAGGAUCUGGAUGAUGAGGCUGGAGAAGGCGCGCCCGUGGAGGAGCACGACGAGCUGUAA
Messenger RNA from Leptosia nina, 1194 nucleotides. NCBI's taxonomy places the organism in Eukaryota, Metazoa, Arthropoda, Insecta, Lepidoptera, Pieridae. The record is from the annotation of a GenBank genome assembly.